AUGAAGUUGCUCAACCUCAACGACGGCGUCGAGGCCGGCGUCAUUUGCGUAGAACCCACCCUCACAAACGAUGGCAUGGACGCCCGCAACCUAACAAAGGCCCACAAGGGCCCCAUUGUCACCCACCUAGAGCACCUCCCCCGCGGCAUCCACGAGACGUCUGAGGAGAGGAAAAACCACUGGUUCGUCGGCUCCAUCGACCAAGGCACCACCUCUUCCCGCUUCCUUAUCUUCAACGGCGAGGGCGACCCCGUUGCCAGCCACCAGAUUGAGUUUGAGAACCUCUACCCCAAGUCAGGAUGGCACGAGCACGAUCCCAUGACCCUGCUCAACUCGGUCGAGGAGUGCAUUGAGGGUGCUAUGCGUAAGUUCCAACGACUAGGCUUCUCCAAGAACGACAUCCGCUCCAUCGGCAUUACCAACCAGCGCGAGACCACCCUUGUUUGGGACCACGAAACCGGCGAGCCUCUCUAUAACGCCGUCGUCUGGGCCGAUACUCGCACCAAGUCCAUUGUCCGCGACCUCAAGGCCAAGGAUGGCGCCGAUGCCAUCAAGGACCUUAGCGGUCUUCCCCUCUCCACCUACCCCAGCAGCGUCAAGCUUCUUUGGCUCAUUGAGAACGUCGAGGCCGUCAAGCAGGCCUACGAAGAAGGCCGCCUCGCCUUCGGCACUGUCGACACUUGGCUCAUCUACAAGCUCAAUGGCGGCGCCCAGGCUGAGAGCCCCGUCCACGUAACAGACAGCACCAACGCCAGCAGAACCAUGUUCAUGAACAUCCGCACUUUGCAGUAUGACGACAAGCUACUAGGAUUCUUCGGCAUUGACCGAACUAAGGUGCAUUUGCCCAAGAUCGUCCCUUCGUCGGACCCUGAAUGCUUCGGUCGCAUUGCCAGUGGUGCGCUGUCGGGUGUGCCGAUCGCUGGCUGCUUGGGCGAUCAAUCCAGCGCCCUGGUAGGCCAGUGCGGCUUCAACCCCGGCCAAGCCAAGAACACUUAUGGCACUGGUUGCUUCCUUCUCUACAACGUCGGCACCGAGCCCGUCAUCUCCCAGUACGGUCUUCUGUCCACUGUCGCCUACGACUUUGGCCAGGGCCGCCCGCCCGUCUACGCCCUUGAGGGCAGCAUUGCCGUCGCCGGUGCCGGCGUCACCUUCCUCCAGAACAACCUCAACUUCAUUGAGAACGCCAAGCAAAUCAACGACCUCGCCGAGUCGGUGCCCGAUAACGGAGGUGUUGUGUUCGUCACCGCCUUCAGCGGCCUGUUCGCCCCUUACUGGAUCGAUGAUGCAAAGGGAACUUUGUUCGGAAUUACCCAACACACCCAAAAGGGACACAUUGCUCGUGCCACUCUCGAGGCUACCUGCUUCCAGACCAAGGCCAUCCUUGAUGCCAUGGAGAAGGACUCGGGCUGCAAGCUCAAGCUUCUCGCUGUCGAUGGCGGUCUCUCCAACUCGGACCUGACCAUGCAGACCCAGGCUGACAUUAGCGGCAUUCCCGUUGAUCGCCCGGCCAUGUGCGAAACCACCGCUCUCGGCGCUGCCAUUGCUGCCGGCCUCGCUACCGGUGUCUGGAGCGAUACCGCAGAGCUCCAGGAAGUCAACCGGAACGGCCGGAAGGUCUUCGAGCCCAAGAUCUCUCGCAAGUGUGCCGAUAAGAGGUUCAAGAAGUGGAACCAGGCUGUCCAGAUGAGCCGCGGCUGGCUACAAGACAACGACAACGAAGACGACGAGUGCGACGAGGAGGAGAAGAAGGCCUAA
Molecule: messenger RNA, 1755 nt
Organism: Neurospora tetraspora
Lineage: Eukaryota; Fungi; Ascomycota; Sordariomycetes; Sordariales; Sordariaceae
Exons: 2
Coding region: 1-1755 (584 amino acids)
Biological process (GO): triglyceride metabolic process; phosphorylation; glycerol metabolic process
Cellular component (GO): mitochondrion
Molecular function (GO): glycerol kinase activity
Source: RefSeq, a predicted model, not a curated record